Ordospora pajunii is the source of this 1665-nucleotide messenger RNA. RefSeq lists its product as uncharacterized. Lineage: Eukaryota; Fungi; Microsporidia; Ordosporidae. The coding region runs from base 1 to 1665 and encodes 554 amino acids. Gene Ontology annotation, cellular component: Sec62/Sec63 complex. Gene Ontology annotation, biological process: post-translational protein targeting to endoplasmic reticulum membrane; SRP-dependent cotranslational protein targeting to membrane. The transcript has a single exon. Gene Ontology annotation, molecular function: RNA binding; transmembrane protein transporter activity. The record is from RefSeq and is a predicted model, not a curated record.
AUGUCGUAUGAUUAUGAAUAUGAUGAGUCUGGGCUUGCAUCGAGCUACCUGAUGCUUUCUGCUCUUGCACCAGUUGCGCUGUUCUUCAGCUUUAGACUGGUUGGUAGGAAGAAGGUAAAGAGGGUGUGGUGCAGAUGUGCAGGAUGCCGAGAGAAGGUGGAGAAUAGGAAUGGGCUGAGGAAGGUGGUUGCGGUAGUGCUUUGGAUAGCGGUGGCGUAUCUUGUGAGGAAUGUGAAGACGCUGAGGAUGGAGUACAAGAAGGGAUUUAAUCCAUUGGAUGUGCUGGGGAUAACGGAGGAAGCAAGUGCUGGGGAGAUUAAGAAGAGGCUGCGAGUGCUUUUGGUGAAGUACAACCCGGGAAAGGUAGUGGGGGAGAUGAAGAAGGAGUAUGAGGAGAAGAUGAAGAAUGUGAACCGGGCAUAUGGGCUUGUGAUGAACAAGAAGAAGUAUGAGGCAUGGCUGAACAAUGAUUCGAAGAUAGGGGAGAUUGUAGCGAUUCCUGGGAUUGUAGUUAGGAACGGAGUGUAUGCUUUUGUGCUGUAUUGCAUAGCACUCGGGGUGUUUGUUCCGAGAUGGGCAUACAGAAAGUGGAGGGAGAUGCGGGAUAUGAAUAGGCUUGGGGUGAGUUUUGUGACGAUGGAGAAGUUUUUUGAAAGGAUUGAUGAGAAGAUGAACGAAAUGAAGGGACUUGAGGGAAUUUAUGCGCUGAUUUGGGCAAUGGGCGAGUCUGAAGAGUUUGCAAUGCAUGAAUGGAAGAGUGAGGUGAGUGGGCUGAAGGUACGGAUUGAGAAUGAGUAUGGCCUUCCGAUGAAGGAGACGAUGGAUGAUAGCAAAGGAUGUAUUGUGCUGAUUGACCACUUAUUUAGGACUGGGAUGGCAAGGAAAGAGGAGGCUGAGUAUGUGCAGAGAGCAUCGCUGAGGCUGAUAGAGGGGAUGAGAGUGAUUGCGCUUGCAAAGCGAUAUGGUAAUUUGAUGAAGAAUCUCGUUGUUUUAGAGGGGAUGGUGGUGCAAGCGGUGUUUGAUCCGAGGUUUUGCCUGCUGCAGAUACCGUUUGUGAGGUUUGAGCCAUUAUUUAUUUGGGAGAAGCGAGGCAAGGAGAAGAGAAGGGGCGAGGAAUAUUUACGAAUGCAUUUAUCUGGGGAGCACUAUGAUUCUGCAAUGAUGGUGAGCAGGGAGAUUCCAAGUGUUGAGGUGAGCGAGUUUAGUGCGUCUGUGAUCAAUACUGGGAAUGAUGGAGAUGGAGAGGAUGUUGCGCUUGAGGAUUCUGACGACGUUAUUAUGCGUAGGGAGAUUGAAGAGGAAGGAGUGAAGAGCAUGAAGAGGGACCAGAAUGUUUAUGUGGUGAGCAAUGGGUCUGUGGUGACGGUGAUGGUGAAACUCAGUAAGGUCUCGAGUUUCCGGGGAGGAUCUGAUGGAAGGAGGAUGGUUGUGCAUGCGCCAUUUAUAAAAGAGCAGCUGUUUUGUAGGUGGGCCGUGAUGCUGACGAUUGAUGGCCGGGUGUAUGGGAAGAUGGAGGUGGUUGAUGAUUUUGAAGGCAGCCGGAGGGUGAAGUUUAGGAUUGGGACGGAAGAUCUGCGAAGGGUGAAUGAGUGCAAGGUGUUUGUUGGGUGUGGAGAGUAUCUGGAUAGAAAUGUGGAGAAGAGUAUUGUAAUCAAGGUUGAAUAA